Molecule: messenger RNA, 2430 nt
Organism: Ectocarpus siliculosus
Lineage: Eukaryota; Phaeophyceae; Ectocarpales; Ectocarpaceae
Source: the annotation of a GenBank genome assembly
AUGACGGCGACGUCGGCAUCAGGAUCGGCAGCCGGAGGAGAGGGAAGCUUCACGCCUAGCGAUUCGGGGACGGGAGUCGUCCUCAGCAAGGCCUACCAAGCCCGGGUGACUCCGAAGUCCGCCCUGCACGCCUCGGCGCUGGCCCUGCACUGCCUUCUGGUAACGGAAGGGUUCGUGUGCACCGGGCAGGACGACAAGGCGGGAGCCAUCAAGGGCUUCGCGGCCCCCGUGAGGGACGUCCCUCAAGAGAAGCUCGUGCCCGACCGCUGGGACGCAGACCCGUCAGCGGUAUCCUUCCGUUACCGCCGCCCAGACCGCACAGGAAAGGUGUACCUCUUCAAGGCCGUCGCAGGGGGGGGUCCGGCGCAGUUCUUCCUCGGGGAGAAGGGCGGGGAGAUACAGUCGGCGGAUGUUGAUCUCGAGCCCCUGGAGCGGUGCGGGCCGAAGUUCUUUGAAUCGGAGGGCUUUUUCGAGACGCUCUUCUCCGUUUUCCGCCGGGAAGUCCUGGCCCACAUCGCGCCUCCGGUUGUCGCACCGCCGCCGCAACCGGCGGGGGGCGAAACCGUCCCCGCCCCCGACCGGAAUUUUUCGCCGUCCACGUCUGGGAAACCCCGGCCGGCGAUACCGGGCACUGCUGCUGAAGACGACGAUCCACUCAGGGUUGGCCCUCCGAGGUUCGCGGGCCCCCCCGGCGUCGGCCCCACCCCGUUCCUCCCUGGGAGAGGCGGCGAUUUUGGCGGUGAUCUGUUUCCUAGCGGUGUCGGUGGUCCUGCUGGUGGUGGAGGUGGUGGGCUUCCAGGACCGGGGGGGCUGCUUGGCCCCGGGCACCCGAUGUUCGGCGGAGGCGGAGGGGCUGGCUACAUGGAGCCGCGGUUCGACCCAUACGGGCCGCCGAUUCCAGGCCAGCAGCCGUGGGGCCCCGGCGUCCCGGGGAGGGGUGGGGGUGGGAGAGGGGGGCCCGCACAAGGAGGACCUCGUGGACCGCCUGGCGGGCCUGACAACGACCACCUUCGCCCGCCGGGGGGUUCCGGCGACAUGUUCUUCUGAUCAGUCGCACACCCCUACUACCCCUGCUGGGAGUCCCGGCCGGAGGAGUGGUCUUCUGGUAACGUACUCGGAGAAACAUCGCGACGCACGGCAUAGAGAGCUGCUGUAUCUGUUGGUGGUGGUAGGAAUUAGUCUGUCCAAUGGAUGACGUGACGUGAGCUAUUCAGGGUAGAGAAUAUGCACUGCAGUGGCCUUCCCAGGGUUUUCCUGUUGAGUACAAUGUAUAAACAUGUUGGAUAACGCAUGCAAUCGGGGGGAAGUUGGGUUAGGGUUAGGGAUAGAGUCUGCGUACCCCCUCCCUGCUCUAUACAGUAUCCUCAUUAACUUGAUUUGUCGCGAAGGGGGUCAUGUAUGGUCACCAGGAGGCGCACCCAAACCGAUGAGACGGUGCAAGAUGUCGUGCUACAGAGUAUGCUGACACGCGGCUGGGAAACCCUAGCGAUCAUCUGUUGGAAUGCUGGCAAUGUCCGCCGUACGAGUCGCGAUGACGCCACCGAUAUGUAACCGAACCGCAUGGUGUCAUCGGUGGUAUGAUGGCGUGUUUGGUUGUGACAUGUAUCCUAAGCUAUCCUAAGGGCAGACACUGAGGAGGUUGUGGUUGGCUGCGUGUGCCGCCAGGACGACGCCUAAAAGAUUGUGAUGUGUCGUGAGGGCGAGGGGGGCGCCGUCAAAUCAGACCGUAGUGUUGCAUUCCUUCGGAAAGGGAGAUGGGCGGGGGGGGGGGGGGGGUGCUCUUGGCUGUCGGGUGCCCAGAGUGUACAAACGGAUGGUGCCAAGUAGUUAAAAAAAAAAAAAAAGCGUUCAUUCAGUGACUAGUUGUCGCCUUGAGAGAAAAUCGCGGCGGCUUGGCUGGAUGGGGCAGGAAGUUCUCGUUGGUGGGGUCGCUCAUGGAUGCUCGAACCGUACCGUUGGACAUCGGGCGUUCAGUCCUUUUGGUUAUUUCUUCUGUUAAGAGAAGCAAGCGCGGGUGUGCCGUCCCUUCUGGGUUAAACACACAAGGAAGGCGUAGCCUAACAUCGCAUAGUAUCGCACUGGGAACGGAGCUUGCCUCAGGCAACCGUGCUAAUAGAACACGAGAACGCAGUCCACAGUGUACACCUCAGAGUAUUGCAUCUAUCAUCUCACUCCCCCAUGUGACCCCUGUUUGCAAGUGUUGAGUCAGGGAGGUGAGGCCGUGGGGUAGGUUACGCUGAGAGCGAUCGUUAGUACAUGGGACAAGAACGACGAAAACUGCAACAAGGGAUGGAUUGGAUGCAUUCCAACAUCAGUGACGGCCUGGCCUUGAUAUAGCGUCGAAGGUGUUUCUGUCCACAGUGCCGGCAUCCAUCCGCACGAAAGAGAACGUGCAGAAACUGCUAAAUAUGAUAUCGGGUGUCGAGGAGG